AGAGAGAGAGAGAGAGAGAGAGAGAGUAAGAAAUCUGAUGGGGAAGAGAAAAGAGCGUCGUUUCGCCGCCAUGAAUAGCACCGGCCGUCGUGUCAAGCUUGAUCUCUUUGCGGAACCCUCUGGAGAUUUGGGUGGCUCAGAUGUGCGUGAUGGAGUUAAGCGGGAAGUACAAACAGAGCCUAAUGAGUUACCCAAUUCACCUUCUUCUUCAGGUGGGUUCCAUUCCAUCAGCUAUCUUCAAAACCUGCUAUGUAGCCAACGCCCAUAAAGUGCUCCCACAUGUUAAUCCUGCAAAAAAGAAAAAUUUGGGAAAAAUUCUUAUUUGUGUUCCAACACACAUGUUAUGUUUUGUUUGUCCUCUAUAAUUCUUCUCAGAGUAGAGUGGUCUUGAGGACAUCGUGUGACAUCUCAAGUUCAGGCCAAGACACUGUGAUUUUUUGAAUGAGUUGCUCUAUUUUGCAGCUUCAAGCUUUUCUGGGGACUUUCUUCUGGACUUAGCUCCCUAGCGGUUUGUAUGUCUCUGGCUGUUUUUGGCUUGCUACGCUUAACUGAUGGCUUUGUCAUUUAUUGUGACAGGUCAGAAAACAGAAAACCCUUUGAUUUUACUUGGGCAGUAUAGUGAUGAUGAGGUGGAAGAAGAUGCCACUGCAGAUAGUUCCUUAGCCAAUAAAAAUGAGCAGGUUGAUGGAUUAAUUCAAGAAGGAUCCAAAGAUACAAAUACUGAAUCAGGUGCAGACACCAGUAUGCAAAUGGCUGACCAACAGCAGACAGGGGAGGAUUCUUCUGCACAUGAUUUUAGAGCUGAAGGAGAAAGUGGUUUUGACACAGUGACUAACUCAGCAAUCUCGGAUGGAUUAAACAAGCAGACAGUUCCCUCAGUUCAAGCAUCUGGCAGCGUGUCUUUGGAGCACCAUGCUCCCACAGAUGUUACUUCGCAGUGGAAGAUGAUUUUGCAUGAGGAGAGCAAUCAGUAUUACUACUGGAAUACAGAAACUGGGGAAACUUCGUGGGAAAUUCCUGCAGUUUUGACUCAAACUGCCAGUGCAUAUGGGACAGGCUACAAUGAGUUUGGGCCCAUGGUUACAGAUGUGUCCACCUUGAUUUCUGGUGUUGAACCAAGUUAUUUGCUACCCGUGCAAAAUAGUUUCACAGGAACUGACUGUUCAACUUUUCCAACUGUUGCGCUGGAGGAGAGAAACAAAAGUGAAGAUCUAUAUGUCAAGAGUUUAAGAACUGAUGGUCAUCAUGUUGAAUCUGUUGUUAAUACCCAACCAUGUCAGGAGGACCUUGCAAGGCCAGAAAAUUCAGAUCAUGUGCAUACUAACUUUGAUACAGAAACGGCUACUGACCUCCCAUCUCGCUUGUUGAGUCAAAGCGAAGGCUUACUGGAGAAGCUGAGGUCUCUGAAGAGGUCGCAUGGCAACUUUCACAGCAAUGAGCAGAUAUCAAAGUACAUUCUGGAGGUUGAAGUCAGACAUUCUGAUAUAAAGGCGCUCAUAUUGGAUACCUCACCUUUACUUUCUUUUUGGCUUCACACUGAUAAACAACUUAAGCGUCUCGAAGACAGUGUAAACGAUGAGAUUUACCAGCUUGCCAAGUCUGCAGUAAUGGAUGAAAUUGCAGAGACGAACAAAAGCCCUCCCAGAGAAAAGUUGGUAGCAGAUGCUAAUACAGAAAGUGAAUCCGAGGACAGUGGGAGAGAAGGAGAGUUUGGCCAGUCUGGAAAAUCUCUUCAUUCAGAUGAAUCAGCUGAUGUGAGCGGCGAUGGAUCUCCUAAACACUCCCAAAGUCAUCCAGCUGGGCAGUCUGAUAUUACUCCUUCAACUGAAAAGGUUGGCUCCCCAGAUGUUGAAGAUAUUGACAUGGAUGUUGAUAUGGAGGUUGAAGAAUCAGUUCCAGUGUCUUAUGUUCAAGUGAUAGAUGCUUCUGAUGGUAAGAUGUUCACAGAGCCAUUAAACCUUCAUGCAGAUGUUCCACCACCUCCGGGUGAGGAAUGGAUUCCGCCACCGCCGUCUGAGAGUGAAGAUGUUCCUCUACCGCCACCAGACAGUUAUAGUGAACCAAUUCCUCCACCACCUGAAAAUGGCGAUGUUCCUCCAUCUUUAUCCAGUAACUCUCUGGGAGUUCCCUACAGCGUACCUCAAUCUUAUAUGCAGCAAUCUUCUGAUUAUGCGACACAAUACAGCUUAUCUUAUCCAGAGUCCAAUUAUCAGUAUAUUGGCAAUGCUGUUGCUCUAGAUCCUAACACUCAGUUCUAUGGCCAUGUUGACGGAUCCCAAGUUUCUCUUCCGUCGACAUUUUAUUAUGAAACUGUUCCUGGUACAAGUGAAGUUGCUCCUGCAGCUGCCAGUGCCAGUGAAGCUUAUUACAAUUUCAAUGGUGCAGCUCCGCUGUUUCCUGUCAUUAGCUCUGGGCAGUCCUCGCUGCAUCACAGUGGAGUUGCUUCUGCUAAUUACAACAUUCCAAGCAAUUCUUCUACAGUUGCAGUGCCUAGUUCAAGAUCCAGCGACUCCGCUGAGGUUGCAUCUUUGGGAACUGCUUCUCAAUCCACAGACGUUACAGGUGGAUCGUCUCUGUUAGCAAAAGGUCAAACCAAAGUGAAACGGCCUAAAAAGCGGACAGUAGGUGCUACUACAUCCACAUUGAGGUCAAAUAAAAAGGUUUCGAGUUUGGUUGACAAGUGGAAAGCUGCGAAAGAGGAGCUAAACGAUAGUGAAGAAGAAGAUGAUGAUUACGGAAUCCUAGAUAGAAAAAGACAACGAGAAAUCGAAGAAUGGAAAUCCCGACAAAUUGCGAGUGGAGAGGCUAAAGACAACGCAAAUUUCCAACCCAUCGUUGGUGACUGGCGAGAGAAAGUGAAACGGAAGAAAGAACGAGCCGAGAAGUCUCAGAGGAAAGCUGACGAGAAUUCUCAAAAGAAGGCUGACGAGAAGCAGCAAAAACCUGAUCUAACCAAACUCUCAGCAAAUCUUCCCUCUGGAUGGCAGGCGUACUGGGACGAAUCUACCAAAAAAGUUUACUAUGGGAAUACAAGUUCAUCUCAAACUAGUUGGACACGACCGACUACCUGAAUCUCGACUGCUUUCUCGACCCAAUUUUUACAAUUUUGUCUGAGAUACAUUAGUUUGAGAUUUUCUUCUCUUAUCAUUAUGUAAAUUUACUACAGAGCUAGUGUUGUACUAUUUCCCAAUGCUAACGUAAUAUUUUAUUAUAAUUUUUUCUC
Molecule: messenger RNA, 3223 nt
Organism: Camelina sativa (false flax)
Lineage: Eukaryota; Viridiplantae; Streptophyta; Magnoliopsida; Brassicales; Brassicaceae
Molecular function (GO): protein binding
Source: RefSeq, a predicted model, not a curated record